AUGAGCAACAACGAGGAUGCCGCCAUCAGCGACCUUUGUCGCAAGAUUGAGCGCGAGAAGACCCUGAUCGCCGGCUUCAACUCCAUGCGACAGGCCACAAACAACAGCCAGGUCAACUCGCGUAUUGACUCGCAGGUUCGCGAUGCCCAAAGGAACCUCAAGUACUUCGAAAAGACCCUGCAAGAUCUGCAGUCUCGCAAGCUGGGAGAUCACAUGUCCAACAUGAAUCUCAACAACGACGCAGGCCCGCCGCCGCCCUCGCACCAAGACGACCAACAAGACCCUGGUAGCUACGGAGCUCCCGGUCCUGGCGGAUACAGCCAGGGCGGCGGCAACGGUCUGAUGCCUCCUCGCGCACCUUACGCCCCUCCGGCACCCGGUCAAAACGCUCUCAAGAACAGGCCCAAUUACAGCCGACUGGACCUCAUCAAGGCCGAAACACCUCAUCUCGGCCCGCGCAUCCAGCUCAUGCUGUCACAACUCGAGUUCAAGCUGAGCGUCGAGAAACAGUACAAAGAUGGUAUCGAGAAGAUGGUACGCUUGUACCAGCUCGAAGGAGAUCGCAAGAGCAGGGCUGAAGCGGAAGGUCGUCGCAUCGAGAGUAGCCAAAAGAUUCACCUUCUCAAGCAGGCUUUGAAGCGCCACGAAGACUUGCACGUCGCCGACAUCAGCACCGACAUGCAAGACGACGACAGUCUGAAUAUCCCCAGUCAGCGCAAACCCCUCAGCGGAUACCUAUCUAUUCGCAUUCAGGCCAUUGCCGACGUCGAUCAUGCCGCGACGGGUAGAUUCUCGCGCGGCCCAGAGACAUUCGUCAUUCUCAAGGUCGAGGACAGCUUCAAGGGCCGCACCAAGGCUACACGAACGGAUCGCUGGACCGAUGAGCAACACGACUUCGACAUUGACAAGGCCAACGAAAUCGAGUUGACAGUAUACGACAAGGCAGGCGAACACCCCAUGCCAAUUGGUAUGUUGUGGGUACGCAUCUCGGACAUUGCAGAGGAAAUGCGUCGCAAACGCAUUGAGACCGAGGUUAAGAACUCUGGUUGGAUCUCUGCAGACCACAUGGGCGACUCGGGUGCGCGCCCCGACAUGCAAUUCUCUCCUCCUCCUGGAAGCUCUGGUGCAGGCUCUGCACAUGCCGGACAGCAAGGUCCUUCAGGUGGCUUUGGAGGCGGUCCGACACCAUUGACCAACCCUGUUGUCAUUGACGACUGGUUCUCGCUUGAGCCUGUCGGCAAAAUCAAGCUCAACUUGAGUUUCGGUUUACCAUUCGACGUUGGGCUUGGGCGCAAGGGCGCUGUCCGUCAGCGCAAGGAAGACGCCGUCGAGCAAUACGGCCACAAGUUUGUGCAGCAGACUUUCUACAACGUCAUGCGCUGCUCGCUGUGCGGUGACUUCCUCAAAUACACGGCCGGUAUGCAGUGUUCGGACUGCAGACUGACAUGCCACAAGAAGUGCUAUCCAAGCGUCGUCACAAAGUGUAUCAGCAAGUCCAAUGCCGAAUCCGAUCCUGACGAGGAGAAAAUCAACCACCGCAUCCCUCAUCGUUUCGAAGCCUUCUCCAACAUGGGCGCCAAUUGGUGCUGCCACUGUGGUUACAUGCUGCCACUCGGAAGAAAACAAGCUCGCAAGUGUACCGAGUGUAGUUCGACAUGCCACAACAACUGUAUCCACUUUGUCCCAGACUUCUGCGGCAUCUCGAACGAGAAAGCCAACGAGAUUUUGGGAGAGAUCCGCAGAGCAACAAAGGGUCGCCAGGGCACCAGCAUGUCGGAGCGCAAGUUGCGUCCUGGUACUGCAAGCAGUGUCAGACCCCCAGCUCAACCCUCUCAGCCUUCCUACAUGCCUACGCCUUCUCACCAGGAUCAGGCCUCGAACCCCCAGGAUAGGCCGCUCUCCUAUGGUAAAGACCGCAUGUCCGACGCAUACGACGCCCCUCCUCCGCGAACCUCGCAAUACGGUGCUCCCGCUACCUCGGUCGACGCUGCUCGUGCAUCUUUCGCCGCUCCUCCAUCUCCUCAACAACCAGAAGCUCGUCCACCACCCGCUCACCGUCAAUACUCGUCUCAGUCUGCUGCAGCUGCAGCCGCCGCCGCUCUGUCAGGCAAGCGUUCGUCCGCUGCAGAACAACGAAUUCCACCAUACAACCGCACUUCUACCGACUACCAGAAGCAGCAACAACAAUUACAACAGCAGCAGCAACAGCAGCCGCAGCAGCCGAGCCAAAGAAGCUCCACCUCAUCCAGCAGUACCGAGCAAUAUCCCCAGCAGAGGAACUCUCAGCCACAGCCUGCAGGCUACAAUCCAGCAGACUAUGCUGCUGUCAGUGGUUUCCCAGUUCAGCCUCUUCAGCAACCUCCUCAACAAGCUCAACCUCCUCGCCAGCAGUAUCCUCCAGCCUCAGCUCCCACUCCACCUCCUACCACUACACCCACAUCACCACCAAGCAAGACUGCAACAUCCAUGGGACCUCCUGCAAGAAAAACUCAAGGUGGCAACGUCCGUGUUGGUCUCGAUCACUUCAACUUCCUUGCUGUCCUUGGUAAAGGUAACUUCGGUAAGGUCAUGCUCGCCGAGACAAAGCAGUCCAAGCAAUUAUAUGCCAUCAAGGUUCUGAAGAAGGAGUUCAUCAUUGAGAACGAUGAAGUUGAGAGCACAAGAUCAGAAAAGCGUGUCUUCUUGAUCGCCAACAAGGAGAGGCAUCCUUUCCUAACCAACCUCCAUGCUUGUUUCCAAACCGAGACCAGAAUCUACUUUGUCAUGGAGUACAUCAGCGGUGGUGAUCUGAUGUUGCACAUCCAGCGUGGCCAAUUUGGCACCAAGCUCUGUCUGGCGCUGAAGUACUUCCACGAGAACGGUGUCAUCUACCGUGACUUGAAGCUUGACAACAUUCUCUUAACUCUGGACGGUCAUAUCAAGAUUGCUGAUUAUGGUCUCUGUAAAGAAGACAUGUGGUACGGCAGCACGACUAGCACAUUCUGCGGUACUCCCGAGUUUAUGGCGCCUGAGAAAUACGGCCGUGCUGUCGAUUGGUGGGCCUUUGGUGUCCUCAUCUACCAGAUGCUUCUUCAACAAUCUCCAUUCCGAGGCGAGGACGAAGACGAAAUCUACGAUGCCAUUUUGGCAGACGAGCCCCUCUAUCCCAUCCAUAUGCCGCGCGACUCGGUAUCAAUUCUUCAAAAGCUCCUCACACGCGAACCCGAGCUCCGUCUUGGCAGUGGACCAACAGAUGCUCAAGAGAUCAUGAGCCAUCCCUUCUUCAAGAACAUCAACUGGGAGGACAUUUAUCACAAGCGUGUGCCUCCACCAUUCUUGCCCACUAUCAAGGGCAAGGCUGAUACCAGCAACUUCGACUCUGAGUUUACAAGCGUAACUCCUGUGCUCACACCUGUACAGUCCGUCUUGACCCAAGGCAUGCAGGAAGAGUUCAGAGGAUUCUCAUACACUGCCGAUUUCGUUUGA
Aureobasidium musti is the source of this 3465-nucleotide messenger RNA. The record is from the annotation of a GenBank genome assembly. NCBI's taxonomy places the organism in Eukaryota, Fungi, Ascomycota, Dothideomycetes, Dothideales, Saccotheciaceae.